This is a messenger RNA of Prorocentrum cordatum, 1823 nucleotides long. The record is from the annotation of a GenBank genome assembly. NCBI's taxonomy places the organism in Eukaryota, Dinophyceae, Prorocentrales, Prorocentraceae.
CCGAGGGCCGCCCAAGAGAAGCCCCAGAUGUGUCCGUAACCAUUUUGGCUCAAGACGCGUGCGUUCAAGCAGUCGGAUCUGACCACGCCUCGCUUGGUCAUCGUUAUACAUUCAGUCAGCGCCCAAUUGGCGCCAUACACUUUCACACUCAUAGGGCAGGUGGCAGCUGUGGCCACGAUGGUGAAACGUAACGUCCAGCAGUGCUCAACGGUAUUUAUCGCCUACAUGCCUCUCCUGGUGUUUAUCGCAGUGCUCUGUGCCGACGUUUUCGCGUUACGCUAUAAGUUCAUCACUCCGCUCAGCAUGAUCGGGGGUGCACAAGUUCAGGUCGAAUUAUUGAUUUGGGUUGUUGUUGUGGCCUACUUCCUCGAUGCUCACAAUGCGAGAGUCAUGGAACGAACCACUAAAGCGAAAAGGCAUAUUGCGACGACGCCAGUGAUCGAUAGUGUUGUUUCUGACGGCCAGCGCCAGGCCAGCCUUGAAGUCCCCACGGAACGAGUUCCACCCGAGAAACUAUAUGGUUGCCAUGGCAGGUCGACCGAAUCAGGCGAUCUAUCUGUGCAUGAAGGCUGCCGACAGAGGUCCGACCUGUAUAUCAUCAAUUCCAUGUUGGCAGAUGGCGUGCCCUGCAAAACCUCCAAAGUUUUGGAAGUGAUGCAUAGUUGUAUCCGGCUCGGACGUGGAGACGCAGCGGUGAAGUUGUUCGACCAGAUGUUGCAGACAGGGGCCACCCCAAGAGCGCAUCUCAUUGGCAAGGCCGUAUCACACAAAUUCUUCAAGCUCGUCGCCGAAACUCUCGAUGACAAACGCAUUCAGGAAGACGGAGUACGGCUUCUCGAACUUGGUAGAGCACAUGGGAUCGCACCGUCGCCUGCGACCCAGAAUCGCUUGCUUGAUGCGUGGAAGAACCAGCUUCCCGAUUUCGUCUUGAGGUAUUUCCUCGAGAUGAAGGACGCAGGAGUCAUCCUCAGCAGAUGGGCGUAUCGCUACAUUGUGGUGGCCCACGAGCGGUCCGAUCCAUCACUCGCACUAAAGGUUUACAGUGAGAUGGAGGUGUUAGGAAUUCAGCUCGACCGGGCGGCGUACAAUGCUGUGCUGGGUGCUCGCUUCCAGCUUGGCAUGCUCGACGAGGCCCGAGAGUUGUUCCUGCGGAUGGCUGACAGUUCACUGGUGCCCAAUGAGAAGACGUAUGGAGUCAUGAUUAAAGUCUAUUUGGCCAGUAACAGUCUCGAGGAGGCCAUCGCCCUCUUCGAGACGAUGCAGGAGCAGGGCUUGGAUCCCGAUCGGUAUGCCUACCAUCACGCAAUCCGUGCGAGCAUCGCGCUGCAGCGCGUCGAAUACGCCGUGGGCUUGUACAACGACAUGGUGGAGAAGAAGGUGCCACCCCUCAUGAGCACCAUUGCUCUUCUGAGCGGAGUGUGCGCGGGUGCGGGCUGGAACGCUCUUGCCGUCGAGCUCAUGACGCACAUGGCGCGUGCGAAGAAGGCGGAUGCCGCGCACGGGCUUCAGACGUAAGCGUGCGAUCCGGGGCAAUGCCCCAGAUGCACAGUUGCAGGUCGCCCCAAUCUGACGGACGGCAUUUGCAGUCACGGGGCCGCGAGCUGUUGUCGCUUUGGCCAGGUGGCCUUCUCUCUUGGUGACCGUCGAUUUCACCCCUGCGCCCCCUGCUCACGGCCCGCCGGCAGGGAGGACUGUGCCUUAAUUCUGCCACCUUUGCCCCCUUCCCGUCCCCCCUCCUCCUACCUCCUGAAUUCCAAUGCAUGAGCACUUCGCACUUUUGCAUUUCGCUUUUGAGCAAUACGCACGAUGAAGCAUGGCAACAA